AGUUCACCACCAUGGCUCUCAAGUAUCGGGUGACAGUGUGGGGAAAGUUGGACACCACAAGCGGCUUAAAACCUAACUAAGACCAAACCAGGGGGAAAUAAAUCAGCAUGACGAGUGAGAGAGCUCCAACUCUGAGCGGGGAGGAAGAGGAGGAGGACACUGCACUGGGAUAUUACGACGACGACGAAGACGACCUGGAGGCGUUCUCAGACGGAGAGCUGGGCUGUGAGGACGGAGUGUUGGGCUUCAGUGAUUCUCUGAGUGGAGAGGUCAAACCUCGUAUCCUGUUGAUGGGCCUGCGGAGGAGUGGAAAGUCCUCCAUCCAGAAGGUGGUUUUCCAUAAAAUGUCGCCAAACGAGACCCUGUUCCUGGAGAGCACCAAUAAGAUCUGCAGGGAGGACGUCUCCAGCAGCUCCUUCGUCAGCUUCCAGAUCUGGGACUUCCCCGGCCAGAUCGACUUCUUCGAUCCCACCUUCGACUAUGAAAUGAUCUUUAGAGGCACUGGAGCUCUUAUCUUUGUCAUCGACUCACAGGAUGACUACGUGGAGGCUCUGAGCAGACUGCAUCUCACAGUGACCAGGGCCUACAAGGUCAAUCCAGACAUCAACUUUGAGGUGUUCAUUCACAAAGUGGACGGCCUGUCAGACGACCACAAGAUUGAGAAGCAGAGGGACAUUCACAAACGAGCUAACGAUGACCUUGCCGAUGCGGGCCUAGAACGAAUUCACCUGAGCUUCUAUUUAACCAGCAUAUACGACCACUCCAUAUUUGAGGCUUUCAGUAAAGUGGUCCAGAAGCUCAUCCCGCAGCUGCCCACGCUGGAAAACCUGCUAAACAUCUUCAUAUCAAAUUCAGGUAUUGAGAAGGCCUUCCUGUUUGAUGUGGUCAGUAAGAUUUAUAUCGCCACAGACAGCAGUCCAGUGGACAUGCAGACAUACGAACUAUGUUGUGAUAUGAUCGACGUGGUCAUUGACAUCUCCUGCAUCUAUGGUCUGACAGACAGUGAAGCUGGUUUACCUUAUGACAAGGAGUCCAUGGCCAUCAUCCAUCUGAAUAACACUACAGUCAUGUACCUGAAGGAGGUCACCAAGUUCCUCGCUGUGGUCUGCUUCCUCCGCAAGGAAAGCUUUGAGAGGAAAGGACUAAUUGACUACAACUUCCACUGCUUCAAAAAAGCCAUCCAAGAGGUCUUUGAUGUUCGAGUGAAGGUUCAACAGAAUCGCAAACUCCUCAGUCAGAGGAGGUGGAGCAAACUGACUAUGACCAACGGAGCGCUCAGCAACCCCCACUGACCUUCGCCGACGCCUCGUCGGUCAGGGCGUUACCUGACCUGCACCUGCACAAAUCCAGGGGACUCCAUCCUCAUUCAAACAUCCAUGUUUUUCACCUUGCUGGGACCUGUUCUGCUCAGUCCAUUCAGUCCACCGUCCUCCAGUGUCUCUGUCCUUAGAAGCAGAUGAAGUUUUACUGGGCAAUAAUAGUUUUCAAGUAGGCUCCAUGAGACAUAUACAGGAAGAUUAGCUGAUUUCAACCCCCCCCCCCCGCCCCCGUGUCCUCUAUAGUAGGUGGAGAACCUAAGAUGUGGACAGAUAUAGGUUGUGGACAUAUAUGAUUGGUGUAUGGAAAUCACUUUGGACCUGCCUCAGCCACUACAAUCACCCUUUAGACACCAAACCACUCCUGAGUCUGUGGAGAGCAGUGGCUGCUGUGCUCCAUGUUAGCAGCACGUUAAAGCAUUUCCCUCCCAACCCUCAUAUAAGGGAGGAAUUAUGGGUAAUUCACUGCCUUAAAUGGUAACUGCUGCCACUUCAGUUGACUCUUAAGCUCCUUUCAGACUGAAGAUGAGCUGAUUUUAACAUUACCUGCCCUGCUCAUUGAUUUUUAACCCCAUAUUGAGAGCGUGUCCAUCCCACUAAUGAUUACAGCCACAAUCACCCACAGUUUUUUUUUUUUCUUUGUGUGUGGACUUGCUGGUCCUCCUGUAAUUUAAAUCCCAUCUGUAGUGACAGCCGUGUAUUUUAAAAUGGAUCUCACUGGUUUUUUUUUUUUUGGUUUUUUUUUUCUGAGUUACUUGUCCUUCUAUUUUUAUCAUCAGCUAAGUGUGAUGUCUGACUUUUUGGUAGAAGUGGAGGAAGUUAGAUGGAAAAGAAAAGAUUGGAAAAUCCAUCAGGAUUGUCAAAGCUUGUGAAAGCUCGUCAGUAAGGGUGUUGUAAUGUCAGCUACAGGGAGGUGCUGGUAUUCUCUUUAGAGAUCUGUGUGUUUUGCUCUGUAUUUGUUUCCAUAUUGGCAAAUGGGCGCCUUUAAUAUGCUAAAUUAGCUUUUAGCGGUUUCUGUUUGCAGUUUGUUUCUUUGAUUUCUAAGCAGGUUUAUGGACAUUUUUUCGCGAUGAACACAGGAGAUAAUAAUAUCUUCAGAAAGUGGGAGUCAUUCUGAGUGACAUCAGUAUGUGCUAUGUUUGUUCAGGUCUGGCUGAGUUAGAAAAUCCAGAGGGAUUGAGAUUUUUUUCACUUUGCGGCGUCUUUGCCUCUUGUCUCUCCCUCCUCACCUCCUCAACCUCAAGGUUACCCCCUCUCUCCCCCCCCCCCCCCCCCAGGGAGGCUUUCUAUCUUUCUCUGUUUGGCCCGUGUCUGUUCCAGACCAUAUCCUGUGAUUUCAUGAUGGUUAUAAUGCUGUCCACCAUAGCGAUGAGUUAAAUUACGGAUAUGACCUUUCUAAUGCUUUUCUAGGCCUCGAGUUUCACAUUUGGCCAUUCAGGUCAGUCGUGUUCGGUCUUUAAGGUGUGGGUACAGACCUGCUUUGGGGUCUGAACCUGAAUUUCAGCACUGCUCAGGACGUGGUAUUCCCUCUGAAGGGGAUAGACUGUUAUGGCGUCCUUUUAAAGGGCUUUUGUCUCUCACACAGUUCAUUCAACAGGGACGUCAAAGCUCCUCAAAUUAAGACUGAGACUUGGCACUUUAAUGUAGAAUAAAUUAUUUUAUUUCAAAAUAAGUGUUCUGGAGAAGAAGAAAAAAAAAAGUGUAACUGUCCAAUCACUUAGGGUCUGGACUGAACCAAGAACGUAGAACUUACAGGUUCAGGCUACGGGAAGCUUUUUUAAAUUAUUAUUAUUAUUAGUGUUUAUCACGUAAUUUAUUAACAGACUUUUUGUACUUGUAGUUGACAUAAGUCGUGUGCGCGUUGGAGGAAAUGUUCUGUUGCAUAAACUCACAUAAGUCACGUAAAAUGAUAUAUAUAUUAUAGUAAUUUAAUAAUAAAUAGGUUUAAGGUGUAUCAUCAUCUCCAUAGAACCCAUCUCUAGCUGCCUCCCCUCUGUGCUGUUGAAAGUAGAACACAAAGGUCCUCACGUUCAUGACAGCUUGACAACUCUAACUGCUGUUAUUAGGAGAAAUUGGAAUUUAGCUAAAAACACACAGGGUCACAGGCCAGAGAAAGGUUUAAGAGUCAGAAUGCGAGGUUUGUAUCAUUAAAAAGUGUGUUUAGUGAUGGUAGUUACUCGUGUCACAUUAAAAAAACUAGGUGUGUUGAGGUGUGUUUUGGUUUGGAAGUGUGUUUGAUGAGAUAUAUCAGUCACUCACACACACACACACAUGCUUGUUGGUAGGAUACAUUCAUAGGUGUCAUCGAUCUGAGGUUGAUCUUUUAGUUUAUGUUUUGUAUUGGUUUUUUUUGAGGAAUUGUGGUUGUUAAGCUAAACUCUCUGUUUGCGUGUCAGUCUGUGUUUCAUCACCCAUCUGUCAUCGUGAGAAAGUGGGAAGCGGUGGGAAGAGAACGAGUUCAGAAACGUAUCUGGGCUCAGAGUCAGAGACAAUGCGAGGAGCUCAGCGUACAACUGACACUUUGUCAAAGUAGUUCAGAAACCCGGGGCUGUAUUCACUAAGGAUUUUGUCUGACCAAUAGGAGUCCUCCUAAAUUGCACUGAAAGUUCCACACUACGAGUUUCCUCAUAGGAGCUAUUCACAAAACUGCUGAGACACACACUGAGAGAACUCCCUAAGCUAAAAGAAGAGGUGGAGUUGAUUCUGUUUGGAUCAUCAUCCUUUCAUUAAGUUUUUCUACAUGUAAAACCAGUUCAACGGGACAGUCCACAAACUCACCUUUCUUUGUUGAUGAUUACUUAAUGUACACGUAAAGAAAUAUGGCUCCGAAGGACGCGUUUCAAGACUGUCCCCUCUACCAGCUGUACUUUUCCAGAGUCACAGUGGUGCAGAGCUGUGCAAACUGUCCCCUCCGGUCUUAUUGGCUUGUUGCAGUUUGAUGGCGAGCUGAUUGGAUCCUUAUCGACUUGUCUGCCAUCUAAUUAUGCUCAUUAGUUCUUUAUGGUUGUGGUUUUUUGACGAUGCUGAUGUAACGAGGCACAUUAGCUGCAGCAACUGAUCGACCGAGCGGCUCGUACAGUGGCUCAGGAGUCGCCUGGUCCGCCUUUAACUUUUUGAGAAACAGUUUUUACCACUCUAAUUUAUUUGUGUAUCAUUACCAGGAUCUCAUUUAUGUCACAGUGUGAAGCUAUGCAGACUAUUUCAUUUUCAAUUGUGAGAGCGAAUGUGUGCUUGUUCCGAAGUGAAUCAGUUUCUGAGUGUUGGAAAAAAAACAUUUUGUCUAUAACAUCGAACAAAUCUGCUGAUGCCUCUCAGCCGAGCGCUCCGUGUUUGACGUCAGUGAGUUGUCUUUUUAAAGAACUACAUUUGGUUAAAUGGAGUGGCAGCUGAAACUCUGAAACUUUUUUUUGUACUCAGAUCAUUGGGGAUUUUUUUUUUUUUUCCAUAACUUUUCUGAGCAGCUGCUGCACCUGUCACCAGUCUGAUUUUCAUAUUAAACCACCGCACAAUAAAAGCCAAUAAAACUACAGUAUUACAGUUUUACUUUUAUGCAAAAAAAAACAAAACUUUCCAACAUACUAAAUCACAUACUGACAGCACCUUGACAUUUUAUCAGCAGGACAACAUGACAGCACAGAAAAAGCAAUAGUGCAGGGGAAAUGACAGCACAGAGUCGGUCCCUCACGACAAAACCACCCCUCUGAAGUGCUGCUGUUGUUUGAAAGCUGGAUUUGAAAUUCAUUUGGUCCAUGCUGGAGAGGCUGAAUCCAGAAUCCAGUCCAAACCUUCCUGCCACAGCAGAUCAAUAAGGCCUAGAGACAAAUUGCAUUGUAUUGUGUUGCUGGGAAAAAAAAAAAAAAAAGGAUAGGCUUGUUGUUUUAUCUAUUAGUGCAUAAUGGUAUGUGGUGUACCAUUGUAUGGGUGUGUCCAGACUGCUUGAUUGACAGCCCUUUGACUGUGAAAUCCCUCCCUCCACUUACCCCCCCACACUCAGCAGAUGACUUGUUUUGCUUGCUUGCUUGCUUGCUUGCUUUUAACUCAGGUUGGUAGUGGUGGAAUGUGCCAAAUGAACUGGAAAGUUUAAUAAAUUCAAAAUCAACUAAGUGCUUCAGUCAGAUCAUACAGACCCUUACUGGAACAUUUUACAUUCAAAUGAUGAAUUACUAUUUUCAUGAAAGUUUCUAAAAUAUUUUUUUUUUUAUUACGACAGUUCAGUUUUGUUUUUUGUUUUUUUAAACUUACUUAUGGGGAAACCAAGAGGUCUGAGCUGAUUUUGUGUAAUUUUGCCUGAGCCUUAUGAACACACCUCUGAGCCUAAAAAGGACAAACAAACCUGUUGCAUGUUUCCUGACAUGUGACCUCUGUUGUUAAGGGCACAGGAAGACGGCAGUCAUGGUUAACAGAGACCGAGAGAAAAUCAUAUUUUCUGCCGACAAAAUCAGACACUAUGCUCAGUGUGACCACACAGCCAGUUGUGGUGUUUGCUGCUCUGGACAGUCUCGCUCAUUAAACUGCUGUCAAUUAGAACCAUGAGACAAAAUCAGGACAGACGCUUAACAGAGCGCUGAUAGGUGAGAGCUGGGUGGCAAUAACACGAUGAGCUGGCCUCAUGACGUAACGGGUAUCAGGAAUAACUUUACCGCCCUUUACAGAAGACAGGUUCAUUUGGCUUUAAGCAGAUUUCACACAUCCCCAUCACAUCAACCCUGCUCUCCUUAAUUAGACCGUGGAGCCGGAACACCUUGUUAGGAGAGUCACCCAACAUUAAUGACCCCCCCCCCCCCCCACACACACACACACACACCC
Molecule: messenger RNA, 6122 nt
Organism: Toxotes jaculatrix (banded archerfish)
Lineage: Eukaryota; Metazoa; Chordata; Actinopteri; Toxotidae
Gene: rragd
Product: ras-related GTP binding D
Exons: 7
Coding region: 108-1292 (394 amino acids)
Biological process (GO): positive regulation of TOR signaling; cellular response to starvation; regulation of autophagy
Cellular component (GO): Gtr1-Gtr2 GTPase complex; nucleus; lysosome
Molecular function (GO): GTP binding; GTPase activity
Source: RefSeq, a predicted model, not a curated record